Molecule: messenger RNA, 3494 nt
Organism: Aspergillus calidoustus
Lineage: Eukaryota; Fungi; Ascomycota; Eurotiomycetes; Eurotiales; Aspergillaceae
Source: the annotation of a GenBank genome assembly
CUUCCCAGCGAUACUCAGGGCGAUUCAGCAGGUGACGAUGUACGGUCCUGGCCCCCAAUACCCGGCCAGUGUCCAAGAGCGGGCGAGGCGGGGCGUCGACCAGUGGACGCGGUUCUGUCCUGGUCCUUCGGGGAAGGUAGCCCGGUGGACCAAUGAGAGCGUGACGUUUCUGAUGGAUACAUUCCCCGUUGCCUCUGACCGAAUGUGCGCGAUGCAACUGCUGCAGCUCCGUCAACUGGGCCGCCCUCGGGAUCCGGCCGAGGAGGCGUUGUCCUUUGAAAAACUCUUCUGGUACCCCACGCUGACCAUGACGAUUGAUUUUAAAGACUCGGAUUCCCUCCGGGGGUGUAGAGUGCUUGUACACCAGAGUCACUACCAAGAUGCUGCGUGGCGGGCGUGCAGAUCUCGAGGUGGUCGCGUUGAACGAGCAGGGGGAGCUGGUGGCGCUGGUGGUGGACGCGGCUCGGAAUUUUGCGCGACGGCCAAGCAUUGAAAAGCUUUCGACAUGCUGAGAAAUCCAUGUCUUGCGUGCAGUCAAGCCUUGAGUCUCGGGCUGGGCGUGCACUGCGAGAUGCCGAUCGGGGCCUGCGGAACUUGGCCGAGUCCAGCAAACGUGCCCACACCAUUCCCACUGAAACAACCUUGACAUCGGGCUUUUUUUUCUCUCCGAUGAUCAGCCGAUGUUUCCAUGUGUGAAUCUUUGCGAUCGCUUUCUCGUAACUCGUCGUGUGCCAGCAUCAUUGUUCUCAUGACUUCAGCUGUAUACAGUCUACGUAGUGCACAGUAACACCAUAUCAAGCAAAGUAAUCGGGCCGAACGGCUGCAUCCUCUCCACUGUAGUGAAUCACACCGGCUCCAACUGGCUGACCGGACAAAGAAUGUGCGGUGGGUCGUGGCGACGGGGUUGACCCAAGGCUGGUCUCAUCCCCCGAUACCUCCGACCUCAGUCUCUGGAUCGAGUCAGCGCCGCUGAGAAAUCACCCCAUUUCACCCAGCAAACAUUCCCCUCAGCUUCACCGGCCGACGUGGGGACACACGGAUGGGGUCCGUUGAGAAGAUGAGGGGAGAGGGGAAAUUAUCCUGUCUCCACGGGGUGCACCGUGCUCUGGGGGUAUAAGUUGUUGAGAGCCUUCCCUCGAGCUGUCUCCUCUUCAGAAUUUCCUCCCCUCGCUCGUCACAUCCAUCCUCUGCUCUCUCAUCAUGCCUUCGAGGGUCCCAACCAUCUUUGGCCUCACCGGCCGGGCGCUGCACGUGGCCCAGGUUGUGCUCAUCGGCGCCCCUGCCUUUAUCGUCUUUGGAUACAAUCAGGCUGGUCUUGGUCCCCUCGCCACGCUGCAGAGCUGGGUGCACCAGUUCCCUGACAUCGACACCGUCAACACCGAGGGUGCGGAGCGCAGCCACAACUCGACCAGCAAGGGCGCUGUCAUUGCGGCCUUUCAGAUCGGUGCUCUGAUCGGUGCCCUCUCGACGACUUUCUUCUCGGACCGCAUUGGCCGUCGCAAGACCAUCUUCCUCGGCGCCAUCCUCACCAUCAUCGGGCAGGUCCUGCAGGUGGCUUCGUUUGAUCUUGUUCAGUUUGUCAUUGGUCGUAUCAUUCUCGGUCUCGGUGUUGGCCAGUUCAGCGUCGCUGUCCCCGUCUGGCAGUCUGAAUCGUCCUCUGCCAAGAACCGUGGGCAGCACGUUAUCCUUGAUGGCAUGUUCAUGUGUCUGGGAUACGCUCUCUGCAACUGGAUCGACUUUGGCCUGAGCCGUGUGGAAGAGAGCAACACGCAAUGGCGCGUCCCGCUGGCCCUCUCACUCCUCCCCUCGCUCAUGAUCCUCACCUCCAUCUUCCUCUUCCCCGAAUCCCCGCGUUGGCUCGUCCAGGUCAACCGCAUCAAGCAGGCCGAGCACAGCCUCGCCAUCUUCAAGGGCGACGAAGCCACCGAAGAAGAGGUCCGCGCCGAAAUCGCCGGAAUCCACACCUCGCUCGAGAUGACCGCCCACUCCAAGGGCUCCCUCUCUGAAAUGUUCAAGAAAGACGACGAGGAGCGCCUCCUCUACCGCUUCACCCUCUGCGUCAUGCUGCAAUUCUUCCAGCAAAUGUGCGGAGGAAACCUCAUCUCCGUCUACGCCUCCACCAUCUUCGAGGAGAACCUGGGUCUCGGAUCCAGCCUCUCCAAGAUCCUCGCCUCGUGCGCCCUAACCUGGAAAUUCCUCUGCUGCUUCAUCUCCUUCUUCGCCAUUGACCGCCUCGGCCGCCGCAUCUGCUUCAUGGUCUCCGGCACCGGAAUGGCCUGCUGCAUGCUCGCCAUGGCCGUAACCUCCUCCUUUGGCGAAGACAACCGCGCUGCCUCGAUCGCCUCCGCAGCCUUCAUCUUCCUCUUCAACCUCUUCUACCCGAUUGGCUUCCUUGGCGGAAACUUCCUGUACACGACCGAGGUCGCCCCCGCGCGCCUGCGCAUGGCCAUGUCCGCCGUGUCAACGGCAAACCACUGGCUCUGGAACUUUGUCGUUGUGAUGGUCACACCCGUUGCACUGGACACGAUCGGGUACGGGUACUAUGUGAUGUACACGAUUCUGUCCGCGAUGAUCCCGAUUGGCGUUUACUUCUUCUACCCCGAGACGAUGAACCGCAAUCUCGAGCUGAUCAACCAGGUGUUCCGUGAUGCGAGCUCGCCGUGGGAGAUUGUUUCCAUGGCGAGGCACUUGCCGCAGGGCGAAGUUGGGGAGGCGCAGCUUGCUGCUAUCGCGAAGAAGGAUGGGACGGCUGUUGAGAUGAAGGAGGAGGCUUAGCUUCGAUGAUGUGAUGAUAGAUGUUGUUGGUUUGUUAGUCACGAUGUAUAGAAUUGCAUGCACCUAUUUUCGAAUUCAAUCAACGUUCAAGCUGGUUAACUGAUUUGCUACGCUUACAUCAUUGUCCGUAUACCUCGUACUGUAAACUUCGACGCUGAUGCUGAGUGUGUGGUGACCUCGCAUCGAGCCCCACAAAGCCGUCCUCGAAGCGAGCCCACCUCCUACUCAACGAGUCUGGAGUACCCCAAGUCCAAGUCCAUCUCGUCUCGAAUCCCCCAGACUCCAGGUUAGAAUGGAAUGGAACAGACUCUGAAUUCGUACAGCAGGUUUGGUAGGGUAGGAUCUGGAGCAUUCUCCUCCGGAAAUGCAGACGGAAACGUCACAUCGCGACAUUUUAUUUGACGUCAAGUGGCCAGACUCAUUCCGCCGGGUUUCGGAUGCGGUGUGGAGCAUCGCAGGUCCUAGGCCGCCGAUGUAUGUGCCGGACUAAACAUGUCCGGGGAAAUGCCGCAUACUGGGCUGUUCGAGGAGCUGAUUGGGGUUAGCAUUGGCGUUGAGUUGACGAUGCAUAGUAUCCGAGUAUCGACGAAGCACACCACACCGUCACACGGUCACUUAAAAGAAGGGGUCGACAACAUAACCGGGGUUUAGUAUGAAUCAGUGUCCAACCCAAUCAAACAAUCGGCAUGUCUUUCGGCCAAGUCGAAGGGGGUUUAUCC